This is a messenger RNA of Microthlaspi erraticum, 381 nucleotides long. The record is from the annotation of a GenBank genome assembly. Lineage: Eukaryota; Viridiplantae; Streptophyta; Magnoliopsida; Brassicales; Brassicaceae.
AUGGGAAGUACAAGCCUCACACCAAGGUGGCGUUUGAUGCCAAAACUAUCGACGAGUUUCGGCGGUAUUAAGAACUUUCAGAGGAGAUUGAACUCGCUCUCUAAGCCGAGGGUAAGGAUCCAGAGCAUGUGCGUCCGGGAUUCUCCUGAGUCUACAAGGCGUACUUCGAAAACUGCUCUGCAGGAUGAUACUCACAAUCCCGCGUUUUCUGCUGAGGGCGUUCACCCAUUUGAAGAUGGCGUUCCCUUAGUUGUACCCGAGCUUUGUUUGACACACCAUCAGGUGUGCGGUUCGAGCUUGGGAGGAGGGCCUGGCAUUCGGCGUUUGGGACCUAAGGAAAAUGUUCUUGAAGGCUUCCCGAAUUGUUCGACUCUUUGCUGA